UUUGAUCCAAUGGUUGGAAAUGGCUAUGACCAAUGUAUAGUAAGGAGGUUUAGGCCACUUGUGGACUUAGCAAAAAUCAGAAAAUCACUCACUCUUCCUUCUCUCUUGGCCGUGCUUCAUCUCUUCCAUUCCCUAACCAUCACAAAAUUUCAAUCCUCCAUCAAAUCAUUCCAUUUCAAGCUUGGAAGCUCUUUGGAACCUAGACUUGCUAAGGGAAUCACUUCACUUAAGGAAGCGAGAAAGCGUAGAAUAGUGCGAGAACGUAUUUGUUUGGAAGCUUGCCGAGUUGGUGACCCUUGCUUUGUAUGUGAUAAAUGAACGGGUUAUCCCCCACCUUAGAUGACGGAGAGCCUAGCGAGACUGUGAGUCAUGUGGAUGGCGAGGACUUCGUGGACUAUCCCGGAGUGUAGAGAGUAGCGCUUGUUAGGCUACAUUUUGGUUAGGCUUAGGGCCUAGUU
This is a messenger RNA of Trifolium pratense (red clover), 458 nucleotides long. RefSeq lists its product as uncharacterized. The coding region runs from base 10 to 318 and encodes 102 amino acids. Lineage: Eukaryota; Viridiplantae; Streptophyta; Magnoliopsida; Fabales; Fabaceae. The transcript is spliced from 3 exons. The record is from RefSeq and is a predicted model, not a curated record.